Photinus pyralis (common eastern firefly) is the source of this 4303-nucleotide messenger RNA. RefSeq names its product voltage-dependent calcium channel subunit alpha-2/delta-3 (gene stol). The transcript has 26 exons. Gene Ontology annotation, cellular component: voltage-gated calcium channel complex. Bases 388 to 4035 code for a protein of 1215 amino acids. NCBI's taxonomy places the organism in Eukaryota, Metazoa, Arthropoda, Insecta, Coleoptera, Lampyridae. Gene Ontology annotation, molecular function: voltage-gated calcium channel activity. The record is from RefSeq and is a predicted model, not a curated record.
AAUAGAAACUCGCCGCCGCCAUCAACAUUCGUCCAAAGGAGUUUUCCUGUAAUGCUGUUGAGAGUAAAGCCGAAAAUUGAGCUGGGAAAACGGUUUAGAGAGGGGUGGCGUCGGCGCGCAGUCUACAAUCCCCAAAUAGAUUAGGCCGACUCGGGGUGUGUACUACAGGCUAAACGCGACCGGUAGCGGCUUUUCCAGUACUCACAACUUUUACUGUAAUUAUCAUGUGAAUAGUAAAACGCUAAUUUGGCAUUAACAUCAUGCGUGCAGAUUUUCACGGUUUUUUUGGAGAUGUUGAAGUAAACCGCAUCGAAUCUUUUUAGUAUGAUUGGAUAUUGUAUAUAGCAAUUGGCCAAGUAGUGUUGUGUAGAGUUAGGUAAAGUAAACAUGGUGUGUAAAAAUCUGAUGACCAAAAGGACCUGCGAACCACUUGCAGGACUAUUCCUGGUAAUACUAAUCUUAUUGCAAAUAUUACCCGCUUCUUUAGAGCAAGAUGAGGAUAUUCCGCAUAAUGAGGUGAAAAACUGGGCACUCAAGUUCGGCGUCGACUUAUGGGCAUAUGGGAAAGAACUAACGAGGAUGAACGAGCUCCAAAGAAAAUACCAUGACGUAGACAUCGACGUUGUUAGAAAGGAUGGUCUGAUUUUACUUCGGGAAAUGGCAUACGAAGUAAAGAACAUGAUGGAUUUCAAAAUGAGUGCUGUAUUGCGUAUAAUGGAUUCAGCAGAACAAGCCGCUCUGACACCUCAAAGUGACAAUGGCCAACCAUUUAAAUAUUAUAAUGCGAAAAGGCUAAACGUGUUUGGUCCCGAUGGAAAACCAUCCGAAGGCACGAGGGAAAUUUUAUUAACUCCAAAUCCUCACUUUGAUCAUUUACCGGUUAACGUUAGUUUGAGCUCUGUAUUAUUCCCCCCUCACACAUCCGAGACCGAAGCCAGUGUAUUAAAUGCUAUUCAUUGGUCGGAACACCUAGAUCCGCUGUUUGUUAGCAACUACGAUGGAGAUCCGUCAUUGUCUUGGCAAUUUUUUGGGAGUUCAACUGGAUUUCUAAGAAGAUAUCCAGGGAUCGCGUGGCCUCCAGAAGAAAUGUCAUCGGUUUGGCAAAGACCAAGGAAUACGAAAGAUUUGUAUGACUUCCGUAGUUCAUCGUGGUACGUUAACGCGGCUACUUCACCGAAAGACAUGGUCAUCCUUAUUGACAACUCGGGCUCUAUGACAGGAAAACGGGCAAUACUCGCUAGAGCGACCGCUGACAAAAUUUUGGAUACCCUUUCGGAUAAUGACUAUGUUAACGUGUUCAAGUUUUCUGACUACACCGAGGAAACCAUUCCAUGUUAUAAGGAUGUACUACUCCAGGCAAGCAGUGAAAACAGAAGGCGUUUAAAAGAUUCUUUAUCAACUUUAAAGGCGGUUAAUAUCGCUAAUUUCACUUCGGCACUUACGACGGCAUUUGACAUCCUUCACAAGUAUAAUCAACACGGAAUGGGUUCCCAAUGUAAUCAGGCUAUUAUGUUGAUAAGUGACGGUGCCCCAUCCACGUAUCGGGAGAUAUUUAAAACUUAUAAUUGGCCUCAUCGACCAGUCAGGGUAUUUACAUAUUUAAUAGGCGAUUCAAGUAGUUCUGUUGAAAUGCAGACAAUGGCAUGUAGUAACAAAGGAUAUUACACAAGAAUAUCAAAUUUAGAAGAUGUAGAGAGAAGUAUUUUGCAUUACAUAGCAGUUAUGGCAAGGCCAAUGGUAAUGUACCAGAACGAUCACCCCAUUCAAUGGACCCCCGUUUAUGUGGGCGGCAGGGCCGACAGUUUGUCUAAUGAGAAAAAAGGUCAACUAAUGACGACGGUUACCGCUCCAGUCUUUGAUCGAAGAAACCAUUCAGUUCGAGUCGCCAAUCUCUUAGGCGUCGUUGGUACUGAUGUUUCAAUCGAUCAAAUUAUAAAGUUAGUUCCGCCAUACAAGUUGGGUGUCAACGGAUAUUCAUUCAUCGUCAAUAAUAACGGCCACGUAUUGUACCAUCCCAACCUUCGCCCAUUGUACAAUAAUGAACAAUACGAAGAAAGCUUAGAACCGGCGUAUAGUUCGGUUGAUUUAACGGAAGUUGAACUAGUGGAAAAUGAAAGUGGACCGAGGGAGAACAAUUCCGCCCUUCUUGACUUACGACAUGACAUGAUCGAUCAGAAAGAAGGCGAAACGGAAUUAAACGUUAAGGUUCACUACGACCAUGUGAAAAGGGUGGCAACGCGAAGGAACAAGUACUUUUAUAAUCCAAUCGAAGGUACCCCUUUCUCACUGGGAUUAGCAAUACCAGAGGGGUACGGUAUGUACGAACUGUUGGCGGAACAGGAGAUUAAGCACAGUCAGAAGAACGUAACGGAGUACUUUAAAGGCUCAAAUUGGAAGGUCCAUCCUGAGUGGGUUUAUUGCGAGUACACUGGGGGAUCUGCAAGUGAGCAAGUAUUCCGAACUGCCGAAGAAAGGGUAUUGCAUUUUUUAUCAAGAAGUCGAAGACCGGGGUGGAAGUGGAUGUCGUUGCGACCACGAUCACACCAUCACCAAUCCACUAAACAGGAUAAAGAUGCCUAUUUUUGUGACAAAACAUUAUUACAAUCUUUAGUUUUGGACGCCAUGGUAACUGAGGAAUUGGAAAGGCGUAGUUCGCAUCCUUCCCAUUCCGAAGACAAGCACCCAAUUGCAACACUUUUGGUUCUAUUGCAAAGCCAAGGCUAUGAAAUGUUUGGAUUGACGCUCUCCUUUGUGGCGACAAGAAGCGGUAUGUUGCGUUGGACGGACCUUAUGCCCUCGCACGAUUCCAACCAGCCACACUUCAGUGAGAAUAAUGUCAGGGGAAUGGAUGAAACUUGGUACAAAAGGGCAGUAGAUCAACACGCUAUAGAACCUGAAAGUUUCGUUUUUUCCGUGCCGUAUGACGUGGGCUCUACCGGUAAACCAUUGGUUACCGCGACUCACGCAGUAUUUGUCGAACAUAAAGGCCAUAGAGCUCCGGCUGCCGUUGUUGGACUGCAAUUCCAACACUCUACUUUGGCUUCGCAUUUCCUAGUAAACAUUACCUCAGCGUGUACCGGAACCUCCAAUUGCCACAAAACCUGUGCAAGUGAUGAAUUAGACUGCUACGUUUUAGACAAUAAUGGUUUUAUAAUAAUUUCUGAAGACUCAGAACAUACAGGUAGGUUUUUUGGAGAAAUCGACGGCACGAUUAUGGAUUCGUUAGUACAAGAUCGAAUUUACAAAAAAAUUGCCGUGUACGACUACCAAGGUGUAUGUACCAACAGCAGGAACCAUUACACCGGCAGGAGCACAACGCUUUCGCCUCUCGGCCCAACAAUGAAGGUUUUGACUUGUUUAACAAAAAUUGCGUUCUUUUGGCUAUCGUUUGCAAGCUCGGUCUUAGGAAGGGCUUUUUCAUACGCACAUGAUGAAGAUGCAUUAUAUUCAGAUGUAGAUUACGAAAACUCGUUCGAACAUUAUCCUACAGGGGAAGAUGUGGUCGGUGAACAAGAUCCAAUGUCUGUCCCUCCGUCGUACUCAAACAACCCGUCAUUUGUGGUACCUCCCAUUGAAAGUGAUCCAAUGGAAGGCAUCGACAUGAGCCAAUUUGGUGUACGUCGAUGCGAUCGCAAAGUUGACUUGUACAUACUUCAACCGGAUCGGUUAAACACUAGUGGACAAAGUAAUCCACUAAAGGGGAAAUUAACCAACUGUCACGUGACGGGUUGCGAAAGACCAUUUAGUGUACAAAAAAUACCACAUAGUAAUUUAAUAUUGUUAGUAGUGGACACUUUGUGUCCAUGUGGAAGUAAACAGUUAAGUAUAGCGCCACAAGAGAUUGUAUACGAUGCAGGCAUGGGUUGUUCCAAUAAGGCGAAAGAUGGACUUUAUCGCAAGCGCCCACACAAGUGCAUCAAUUAUCAUCCAGAAGAAAGUGAAAUAGACGUCUGUGGCGUAGGCUCCCGAAUUUCGGUAAGCUUCUCCUUGAUCUCAAUAGGAUUAUUACAUUGUACGUUCGAUCUUCUAUCGUGACUGAAAUGUAGGUACUAUAAUAUCAAUUUUGUAUGUAUUUAAAGUAGAAGUAAACUGCAGGCAGAUUUUAAUGCCUUAAUCGAAAAAUAUAUUUCGUUAAUUUUAUUAUCUAUGAAAAAUUCGAUGUGCAUAUCUAUAGAUAUAUUUUGUUUAAAUUUAAAAGAAAAAUUCACAAUGUUUGUCAAACGUAGUUUACUUUUAUCGUUUUGUACCAUACAUUUUUUAUGUAUGGAUAUAUAAAUAAAUAUAAAAUAUACAUAUUACGCAA